AAGAGCCGUGUCUCUGACAUUGGUCACCUUUUCUUUCUCUCUCACCACUUUGAUCAUUUACACGUCGACUACUGUACCUCCGAACUUCUAGCUUGUCAGCCUCUGCGCUCGCUCCGGCCUUCCCGCACUCAGACAAUGGGCCUCUCCAUCUCGUCACUCAUGGGUUCUCUCCAAUCUCUCGCCUGGUGGAGCAAGGACAAGGACGUCCGAAUAUUGAUGCUUGGGCUGGAUUCGGCUGGGAAGACAACAAUUCUAUAUCGCUUGCAGAUUGGCGAAGUAGUUUCUACAAUACCGACAAUCGGCUUCAACGUCGAGACUGUUGAGUAUAAGAACAUCAAGUUUCAAGUGUGGGAUCUUGGAGGGCAGUCAAGUAUACGACCUUACUGGCGAUGCUACUUUCCCAAUACCUCCGCAAUCAUCUAUGUCAUCGAUUCUUCCGACCACGAUCGCAUAGAUACUUCUCGUUCAGAGCUCCUAACGAUGCUUUCCGAAGAUGAACUCGCCGGCGUGCCUCUCUUGGUGUUCUGCAACAAACAGGAUGUCGAGGAUGCACUAAAACCGGAAGUGAUCAGCGAAAAGCUGGGCUUGGCCGGUGGCGAGAAGGGACGCGAAUGGAGUGUUAGGGGCAGCUGCGCUACGAAAGGGGAGGGCUUAGAGGAAGGUUUGGAUUGGCUUGUUAAUGCGAUUCAAAAGAAGUAGAAACCUUCGUCUUCGCCGCUUGGCUCUCUUUUGUACCUCUCGCCUUCCACGUAUUCAACCGGGACGCUUUCAGCCUUGCGAUUACAUACCCUGUUUGUACAUCAUUAACAUAGUUGCUU
Molecule: messenger RNA, 818 nt
Organism: Phanerochaete carnosa HHB-10118-sp
Lineage: Eukaryota; Fungi; Basidiomycota; Agaricomycetes; Polyporales; Phanerochaetaceae
Exons: 7
Coding region: 136-699 (187 amino acids)
Biological process (GO): intracellular protein transport; vesicle-mediated transport
Cellular component (GO): Golgi apparatus; cytoplasm
Molecular function (GO): GTPase activity; GTP binding
Source: RefSeq, a predicted model, not a curated record